This is a messenger RNA of Symbiodinium necroappetens, 462 nucleotides long. The record is from the annotation of a GenBank genome assembly. Lineage: Eukaryota; Dinophyceae; Suessiales; Symbiodiniaceae.
AUGGGCGCAAACACGGAAUCAUAUCCUCCAAGCUCGAAAGGUGAUAUGAGCAACGAGGUGGCUACCAGUAGCGACAAGUUCCUCAUGAAAGGCAUGCAGCUUUUGACCAAGAUCUGUCUAAAGCACGCGAUGGACGUCAGAGAGCUACAGGCGGCCACACUGCUCACGAUUCAAAUGCACAAGGACUCCGAUUUCAUCGCCAAUGUGAUCGCCGCGACCCGCAAGGCCCGCAAUUACAAUGAUGAGCAGUUCAAGGCGAAAUUUUCGGGAGGGCAAGCUCCGGUAGAACAGCCGCAUUGCCACGCAUUGAUUGCGAUGCUUGAGACGCUGUUGCAGCAAACUUCCAUUACAACCACGGAGCGGGAAGCGGUGCAAAAGCAUGUACAUGACUGUUGUGGCAGUCCAGCAAUGGUGGCCGCGGUUGUUCAUGUUUGCCGCAUCAAGAAAUGCUUCGAUCAGUAG